CCAACUCCACACCUUUCGUCCACUGAGUCUAAUCGAAUGUAGUUGACAAAAAAAAACAAAGAAAAAGUAAUCGAAUGUCAAACUCGCUCCCUGAAUGAGAAUAACCAUCCGCGCUCUUUCCACACACAAACCAAAUCAACACACUACACAAUGCGAACAAGAGCUUCAAUAUCUUGUUUGCUUCGUAUUCAACACCGUAACUACUUUCUUUCUUACUCCCACUCCUCUUCAACAACAAACUCUAAUGCCGUUAACAACAACCCUAUUAACAGAACCCACCUCCUAAACUCCAUCAAAACCCUCCCAGACGUUAACGCCGCCGUCACAUUCUUCCACCAAAUGCUCACAAUGAACCCUUUCCCUAACGUUAAAGACUUCAAUUUCUUAUUCACAUUCAUAACAAAAAAAACCAAACACUACACAACCGCAAUUUCCUUAAUCAAACACGCGCAUUCGCUUGGUGUUAAACCCGACACAUACACACUCAACAUCGUAAUCAACUGUCUCUGCCAUUUGGGCCACACACCCUUCGCUUUCUCCGUUUUGGGCAUAAUGUUUAAAACAGGCCUAAGGCCCACAAUGGUAACUCUCAACACCAUCGUUAAUGGGCUUUGUGUUGAAGGUAAAGUGGCCCAAGCUUUGAAUUUAAGCCGUUACAUGGAAAACGCGGGUUAUGUACCAAACGAUUAUACGUUUGGAGCGUUAGUUAAUGGUUUGUGUAAAAUUAACGACACAGUUAGUGCCGUCGUUUAUCUUAGAAACAUGAUGGAGAGAAACUACGAACCAAACGUUGUCGUUUACAAUGCAAUUAUUGAUGGAUUUUGCAAAUUAGGGUUUGUUUCAGAGGCUAUGAAUUUGUUUAAAGAAAUGAAUGAAAAAGGUAUUUACCCUAGUUUGGUUACUUACAAUUGUUUAAUUCAAGGGUUUUGUAAUGUUGGUAAAUUGAAAAGUGCUUAUUUUUUGUUGAAUGAGAUGAUGGAAAAGGGGAUAAUGCCAGAUGUUCAAACUUUUACUAUUUUGGUGGAUGGUUUUUGUAAAGAAGGGUUGAUUUUGGAGGCUAGAAGUGUAAUUUGUUACAUGGUGCAAAUGGGUGAGGAGCUUAAUGUUGUGACUUAUAAUUCCUUGAUUGGUGGUUAUUGUUUGAUGAAUCAAAUGGAUGAAGCUAUGAAGGUUUUUGAAUUGAUGGGUUUAAGGAAGUGUUUACCUAGUGUUGUGACUUAUAAUUCAUUGAUUCAUGGUUGGUGUAAGGUUAAAGAUGUUGAUAAAGCUAUGUGUUUGUUGUAUGAAAUGGUUAAUGAAGGUUUGUGUCCUGAUGUUGUGACAUGGACAACACUUGUUGGUGGGUUUUGUGAAGUUGGUAAGCCUUUGGCUGCUAAGGAAUUGUUCUUUACAAUGAAGGAGUAUGGUCAGGUUCCUAAUCUUUUGAGUUGUGGUGUUGUGUUGGAUGGUUUGUUUAGAUGUCAUUUUCGUUUUGAGGCGGUGUCAUUGUUUAGGGCUUUGGAGGAGAGUGAUUUAGAACUUGAUAUUGUUAUUUACAAUGUUAUGAUUGAUGGUUUGUGUAAAGAUGGAAAGUUGAGGGAUGCAAGGAAGGUUCUUGCGCGAUUGCUUGUUAAAGGGUUGCGAUUUGAUUCAUAUACUUAUAAUAUAAUGAUUGGAGGUUUGUGUAGAAAAGGACUUUUGGAUGAUGCUGAAUACUUGCUUAUGAAAAUGGAAGAGAAUGGAUGUCCACCUAAUACAUGUUCUUAUAAUGUCUUUGUACAGGGAUUGUUGCGAAAUCAUGAUGUUUUAAGGUCAAGAAAAUACCUUCAGAUAAUGAAAUGCAAAGGGUUUGCAGUGGAUGCUACUACCACAGAGUUGCUUAUAGGCUUUUACUCUGAUGAUAAAGAAAGUAAUGCAUUUCAAGACUUGCUGAAGAACUGAAGUUUGAUUGGGAUUUAAUUGCGCCCUAUUCAUUAUUUGAUGUGAAUUUUUCAUAUAAUGUUUUAGGAACCUAUUUGAUUUGAACUAGGUCCCUUAAUCGUCAUUGCGACUAUUGUGGGUUCAAAUUGCCCAAUUCCAUUAAAAACUUGAUGGUAUACUAUAAUGGCCAAGGGCAACGGCAGUUUGAUGUUCAUAUAUGAAAAUCCAAAUUGGAUAAUGAUAAUGAUGGUGUUCUAAAUGGUGCUCACAAUGAAGGCCUCGCUUUGCUAGAUUGCAGUUGCAAGAUUCUGGUUGAGAAAUAUCUAAUGUCCAUACAAGGGAAGCUCUCACAAAAUUGAACAAUUGUAAGGUAUAUCACAUUAAAGAAACACAGAAUCACUGGAAGAGAGAAACACUGUGUUUGAGGUGUAUCUUUGAUGGGUAACUACAGGUUCAACUAGUCGGAUAAGAUUUCAGAUGCAUGAUUUUACAAGCUCAGAGAUACAAGUAGAUCAAUGAACCAAAAUGGUUCUCAUGUUAUGAAAAAACACAGCUAGCUCAUACUUAAUGAGUUUUAUACAAUUUCACAGUCGGCACAUACUUGACCAUUAACAAUGCCAAUGAAGUUCGAUGUCGAAGUCCUUUGGAGCCACUUAGUUUAGAAGAUCAACCAAAUUGGAUGAGUUAAUGUCUCAGUCUCUAUCUAUCAAAUUAUUACAGAGGAAAGCAGUAGAACUAAGAGAGAAAAAAAUUAAUCCAGUGCUAAUUUUUACGGGCACAAGGUAUUUGGCUCUACAGAUUGUAACAGAUCAGUUAGAUGAUAAGUUUGUUAAUUGGUAGUUAGGAUUAGUGUGCAUUCAGUUUUUCUGUUAUUUUCAGUUUGCUUUAGGUUGAACACUUCAAGUUCAUCUGUAUAAAUUCAUGUACUCUUAAUUUGACCAAUAAUGAAUCGUUCAAUUCUGGUUCUAUAUAUAAAGCUUAGAGUCAA
Messenger RNA from Cicer arietinum (chickpea), 2887 nucleotides. RefSeq lists its product as uncharacterized. NCBI's taxonomy places the organism in Eukaryota, Viridiplantae, Streptophyta, Magnoliopsida, Fabales, Fabaceae. Gene Ontology annotation, molecular function: protein binding. The record is from RefSeq and is a predicted model, not a curated record.